Rodentolepis nana is the source of this 1056-nucleotide messenger RNA. NCBI's taxonomy places the organism in Eukaryota, Metazoa, Platyhelminthes, Cestoda, Cyclophyllidea, Hymenolepididae. The record is from the annotation of a GenBank genome assembly.
AUGGGUUACGGUCACAAAGACACAUCUGGAGAAGUGGCAUCUGGCGAUCAUGAAACUGGGUCAGACAAUAGUUUUGAGGACCAAAAUGAAAAUCGAUUGCAGAUUUUGCUUGAUUUUGCAAAGCUUCCUGAAUCCGUUAAACGAAGGGUAAAUGCUUUGAAAAAUAUUCUUGUUGAGUACAAAAGUGUGGAAUCCGAGUUCUACCAUGAGAUAUUUGAACUUGAAAAGAAGUUCAGAGAUCGUUUCGUGCCUCUUUUAGAAAAGCGCAAUGGCAUAAUAUCUGGUGCUGUUGAUCCAACAGAUGCAGAGGCAACUUGGAAUUAUGUUAAUGAUGCAGAAGCGCUUAUUGGAGACUUGAUCAAACAGAAUUUUGAUGCCCAAGAUGAAAGUUUAAAUGCAGUUGGUAAAAUUGAGGAGAACACUGACGUUAAGGGAAUUCCCAAAUUCUGGCUUAAAGUGCUUCUUCAUGCUCCCGUCACAGCUGAAAUGAUUGUCGACAAUGAUCAGCCAAUUUUGGAACAUCUCACUGAUGUUCGUGUUACUUAUGAUAACACAGACAGAAAGAUGUCAUUCAGCUUGAACUUCUAUUUUUCUCCCAAUGAAUAUUUCAAGGAGCGCGUCAUAACAAAGACAUACUUUUUUGAUAAUAACUUACCAGCUGAAAAUCCUCUUCUCUAUGAGGGUCCUCGAAUUGUCCGUGCCCAAGUCUCUCCGAUUACUUGGAAUCCGGGGAAAAAUGUGACGGUCAAGUUCGUCAAGAAGGUGAAGAAACACAAAAAUCGCAAAGAAGUACGAACGAUCACCAAAGAACUGAAACAGGAUUCCUUCUUUAACUUCUUUUAUCCCCCUCCAGAGUCUUUGAAUGAUGAAGACCUUGAUGAAGAAACUGAGGAUUUGUUGGAAGAAGACUUUAGAAUCGGUAGUUUUAUUCGUGAUACUCUAAUCCCCCAGGCUGUGCUUUUCUUCACUGGCGAAUACGAGGACAGUGAUAGGCCGCAUACAAAACGUCAGCCUGGAAAGGGUAAUGAUGAGGCACCGGAAUGCAAUCAGAGUUAA